This is a messenger RNA of Botrytis deweyae, 1107 nucleotides long. RefSeq lists its product as uncharacterized. Bases 194 to 988 code for a protein of 264 amino acids. Gene Ontology annotation, molecular function: phosphatase activity. The transcript is spliced from 3 exons. Lineage: Eukaryota; Fungi; Ascomycota; Leotiomycetes; Helotiales; Sclerotiniaceae. The record is from RefSeq and is a predicted model, not a curated record.
ACUACGAUAACUUUAUCAUCAUCAUUAAUACAACCAACUUCAAUACAUUCACAUACAUUCAUCAAUACAUUCAAUACGCCGGAUUAUUUGUAUAUAAAAGAUUCCUCUUUAUAUUUCAUUCUUUUGCUUGUUUAUAGACUUUUGGAAUCCCUUCUUCUUAUCAAUACCCCAUUACCCUCUCAACAUAUCCAAAAUGGGAUCAACUACUCUCCCCGCCAUGCAAACCUCCCCUAAAUAUAUCUUCUUCACCGAUUUCGAUGGCACAAUCACAACCCGCGAUUCCAACGAUUUCAUGACAGAUAACCUUGGAUUCGGUCAAGAACUACGCAAGCAAGGAAACAAAGAUGUCCUCGAUGGUACAAAGACCUUCCGCGAUUCUUUCCAAUCAAUGAUGGAUAGCAUCAAGACUCCAUAUAGCAAGUGCAUAUCAACUCUUAUCGAAAACAUCAAAUUAGAUCCUGGAUUCAAGGAGUUUUUCGAAUGGGCAAGAGAGAACAAUAUGCCAGUUGUUAUUUUGAGUGGUGGAAUGGAACCAAUUAUUAGAGCAUUAUUGGAACAUCUCUUGGGAAAGAAAGAAGCUGCCGAAAUUCAGAUUGUCAGUAACCAGGUUGAAGUUAGAGAAGGAUUCAAGAGUCUUGAUGAGGAGGGAGGUUGGAAUAUUGUCUACCAUGAUGAAAGUCAUUUCGGACAUGAUAAAUCUAGAGAGAUUAGACCAUACGCCGCACUCCCAGAUGAUCAAAGACCAACCAUGUUUUACGCUGGAGAUGGAGUCUCAGAUCUCUCGGCUGCUAAGGAGACUGAUCUGUUAUUCGCCAAAAAGGGUCAUGAUCUCAUUACCUAUUGUGUAAGAGAAAAGGUUCCAUUCACAAUCUUUGAGGAUUGGACUUCUAUUUUAUCAACCGUAAAGGAUGUCGUUGCUGGUAAAACGACUGUAAAAGAAGUCUACGCUGCUGGUAUUGAGGACUUCGAGAGUGAAAACAAGGCAUAGACUAUGUUGGGCUCAAUGUUUUGUCCAUAGAACAUAGACUGUUCAUUAGAAUUAGAAUUAUAGAGAUGCACGUAAGAAUAUACAAGUUGCUUUCUCUCUUGACACCUUGUCUAGGAUGG